GUUCAGUUGUGACUGUAAGAAGUAUUCCUGAAAGAAGUCCUGGACAAAAAAACAAGGAAGAAAAAGGAGGAAAAGAUCUUGACAUUUCUUCAGCGAUCUCAGAUGGAGAAGAGCAAAUCUGAUGUCAGUUGUUUCCGAGAUGACCUCCCAGGUGACCCUUGUCCAUUCUUCAUUCCAUGUGAGUUACAUCUCUUUCUUUCUGGAGUUUCAUGACUUCUCCCCACUUGAAAAAAAAAACAAAACAUUUUUUCUGAAUAGUUGGCAAGAACCUUCCUUUCCUAAUGACCUACCAGGCUUCUGUGGAAGUAAUGUGCUUUUCCCUUAGAACACUCCACUACCACAACAAGAACUAAUGGGCUUCUUGGACUGAGCAGUCUGCAAAGACCGAAGGCCUAUCCACUUUGUGACAACAGCACCUUCAAACGUCGGCUGAACGGACAUCAAUUGUCACUGCUUCAGCAGCCAGAAAUGACGUCCACCCCUCGUCCAGCAUCAGAGAAUAAGAACUUCAGAGGAAGGAAUGCAACUUCAUAAAUAGCAAACCGCAGGCACUAAUGGGGAGCAGAGGCGAACCUGCAGGUUAAAAAUUGGUCGCAAGAGAAGCCUGUGCAUCCACACUGCCGGAAGAUUCCGAGAUGACUUCAGCUCUAGCGUUUGUUUUCCUCCUCUGCCUCUCUUGUCCUUUUUCAUCAUGCCAGCAGAGAAGAAUAGGAGGUGAAGUCGGGCCAGAAAUGCUGGAAGAGAUGAGAGAAACCAACCGUGUGUUAAUGGAAGUUCGAGACUUGUUGAAACAGCAGAUUAAGGAGAUAACAUUCCUGAAGAAUACAGUCAUGGAGUGUGAUGCCUGUGGCAUGCGCCACGAGGUGACAGGCCCAGUUAUCACCGUGACCCAGUUUAACAGAUGCCUCCCCAACUCCUGCUUCCCUGGAGUGGACUGCACCGAGACCGGCACUGGCUUCCGCUGCGGACCUUGUCCCCCAGGUUAUUCAGGCAAUGGGUCCCACUGCACAGAUAUCAAUGAGUGCAACGCAAACCCCUGCUUCCCGAAGGUCCAGUGCAUUAACACCUCCCCUGGCUUCCGCUGUGAUCCCUGCCCUCCCGGCUUCACUGGGCAAAUGGUCGAAGGCGUUGGGCUAGCUUAUGCCAGAGCCAACAAACAGGUUUGCACUGACAUCAAUGAAUGUGAGACAGGCGCUGCCAGAAGUUGUGUCCCAAACUCCAUCUGCAUCAAUACACGGGGAUCCUACAAGUGCGGGGCUUGUAAACCUGGCUUUGUUGGGGAUCAAGUCAAUGGCUGCAAGAGUCAAUCGGUGAGACGCUGUCCUAACGGUGAAAUUAGUCCCUGCCACGAGAAAGCACAGUGCAUCGUGGAGCGUGACGGGUCCAUCUCCUGUGUGUGUCUUGUGGGAUGGGCAGGGAAUGGCUACGUCUGUGGGAAGGAUACGGACAUUGAUGGAGUCCCUGAUGAGAAGCAACGCUGCUCGGACAAAAAAUGCCGCAAGGAUAACUGCCUGACUGUUCCCAACUCUGGCCAGGAGGAUGCAGACAGAGAUGGAAUUGGCGAUGCUUGUGAUGAUGAUGCUGAUGGAGAUGGAAUAUUAAAUGCUGAGGACAACUGCGUGUACACACGCAACGCAGACCAGCGCAACAUAGACAAGGAUAACUUCGGCGAUGCCUGUGACAACUGUCGCCAAGUGAAGAACAAUGACCAACGAGACAUCGAUGGUGAUGGGAAGGGAGACGAGUGUGACGAUGACAUGGAUGGAGAUGGGAUCAAAAACCCGAUGGACAACUGUCAAAGAGUUCCUAACCGUGAUCAGAAAGAUGCCGAUGGCGAUGGGGUAGGAGAUGUGUGUGACAGCUGCCCGACAGUCAGCAACCCAGACCAGAAAGACACUGACCAUGACCUCGUGGGAGACGUCUGUGACACCAACCAGGACAGCGAUGGGGAUGGACACCAAGAUUCACGGGAUAACUGCCCGUCAGUGCCCAACAGCUCCCAGGUGGAUACAGACAACGAUGGGCUGGGAGAUGAAUGUGAUGAUGAUGAUGACAACGAUGGGAUUCCAGAUGAGAAACCUCCAGGCCCUGACAACUGUCGGCUUGUCCCUAACCCUGGCCAAGAAGACGCGGACGGUGAUGGUGUGGGGAACCUUUGCGAAGAUGACUUUGACAGAGACAUGGUGAUUGACAGAAUCGACGUGUGCCCAGAGAACGCAGAGGUGACGCUGACAGACUUCAGGGCUUUCCAGACGGUUGUACUGGACCCGGAGGGCGAUGCACAGAUCGACCCCAACUGGAUUGUCCUCAACCAGGGCAUGGAGAUUGUCCAGACCAUGAACAGCGAUCCUGGCCUGGCUGUAGGUUACACGGCGUUCAACGGAGUGGACUUUGAGGGCACAUUCCACGUCAACACUGCCACGGAUGAUGACUAUGCUGGCUUCAUAUUUGGCUACCAGGACAGCUCCAGCUUUUAUGUGGUCAUGUGGAAGCAGAUGGAACAGACGUACUGGCAGGCAAACCCCUUCCGAGCAGUAGCAGAACCUGGAAUCCAACUGAAGGCAGUGAAGUCUAAAACAGGCCCAGGCGAGUACCUCCGCAAUUCCCUCUGGCACACGGGAGACACCACGGAUCAGGUCAAAUUGCUGUGGAAAGACCCGCGCAAUUCUGGCUGGAAGGACAAGACAUCUUACCGCUGGUUCCUGCAGCACCGGCCUCAAGUUGGAUACAUCAGAGCUCGCUUCUACGAAGGCCCUGAAGUGGUAGCAGACACUGGAGUUGUCCUUGACACAACCAUGCGAGGAGGACGCCUUGGCGUCUUCUGCUUCUCCCAGGAGAACAUCAUUUGGUCAAACCUGCGUUACCGCUGCAACGACACCAUUCCGGAAGACUAUGAAACGUUUAGAGUUCAGCAAGACUAACCUCUGGCUUCAACGUCUGUCCAGCCAAACCCGCUUUAAAAGCCGAGCUCAGCUGCCCCACUAUCGCUCUGGUAUACGGAAUAAAGACCUGUACGUAACGUCCCACUGCACUCUGCACAGCGCCAAGCGGCAGCGCCUUCCCUCGCACCUUUUCUACAACAGCAACUUUCUUUAAACGCUCUGAAAUCCCAUCUUGGGAUGGGUGAGGUGUGAAGAGAAACCUGUGCUGCGAACACCGUCCUCGACGCUGCAUGGGAAGAGAUGUGCCGAGAAGCCAACUGCAGUAGCUGGAAUUGCCUGAGUAAGUUUAGCAUGGAUGAUUCCCAGGAACAUUUCCCUCCUCAAAGGCUCUGAAGUGUGAAUGUUGUUCUCCUUUUCAAGACCUGCUGCAAAGCAAACUCAGCAUGAGGCCGAAAAGGACACAGAGAGCAGCCUAUGUACAAGUUGCUCACGGAACAUUACUUAAAGCACUUUAAGGAGAGUAUCUUUGUUCUGGAAUGUUGGAUAAUAAAUACUAGAUUUCUCCUUGGU
Molecule: messenger RNA, 3452 nt
Organism: Cuculus canorus (common cuckoo)
Lineage: Eukaryota; Metazoa; Chordata; Aves; Cuculiformes; Cuculidae
Gene: COMP
Product: cartilage oligomeric matrix protein
Exons: 21
Coding region: 636-2921 (761 amino acids)
Biological process (GO): cell adhesion
Cellular component (GO): extracellular region
Molecular function (GO): calcium ion binding
Source: RefSeq, a predicted model, not a curated record